Candidula unifasciata is the source of this 1957-nucleotide messenger RNA. Lineage: Eukaryota; Metazoa; Mollusca; Gastropoda; Stylommatophora; Geomitridae. The record is from the annotation of a GenBank genome assembly.
AUGGCUAGCAGCUCGAACAAAGAGGAACACGACGGAGACCUCUCCAGUGAAUAUGAGAAACAACGUAUGAGUUUUAUUGCAGAUUUGCGCCGUUUCAAUGAAAACAGAGGGACACCCUUUGACCGUAUUCCAGAAAUAGGAGGACGUCAGAUCGAUCUUUAUCAUCUUUAUCAAAAAGUCACUGGCCUUGGAGGUCGGCAGAAGGUCAAUAAUGAACAGCAAUGGGAGAACAUCCAGGAGGAGUUUCAUCUUCCUCGUGCCUGUGUUAACAGCACCCAGGCCCUGAAAAACAUCUACUUUAGGUUUUUGAAUCUUUACGAGAAGGUGAACUUUUUAGGGGAAGAUCCAGAUGUAAAAAAUAACGAGGAAGAAGAUGCUCCAGCGCGGAAAAAGAUCUGUCUUCCUAUAGAUUCUAUUCCCCUGUGUUAUAAUUACAACCAGCACAAACUAACAGAUGCACUGAGGCAGCAGCACAGUCUGUCGACAGACCUGUACAGCCAGAGUGAUUAUGAGAAGCUGCUGAUGUCCCUGCGCUCUGGUUUGCCCAAUGAAGUGGACCUGGCAGUAAAUGUGUGUGUGCUGUUAUCCACCGAAGGCAAGCACUGCAUCAAGCUGGAGAAGUGCCCACAGCUGCUGCAUCUGCUUCUAGCCCACGUGGGUGUGUUUGAAGGUAAGGAUUCAGACGAGAUGCAAGAUCUGUAUCAGCACUGUUGGUUGCCCUACACCAAGAGGAACUUUUUGAGGUUUUGGUACGAGACAGUUGACAGUGCUGAUGUCAGAUCCCUAAUAACCUGGAGGGGACAGCAGUACAUACAGAGAGAAUUGGUAGGGGCUGAAGUUUUAAACCUGGGCCGAGAUCUGGGAACAUCAGAUGUUGAAGGGCAGAGAGUUGGGCAGAUAGCUGUGUUUCUGCACAAUCUUUCAUUUGAGGAGGAGAACCAGAAAAUCCUGGCCAGCAGCUACUUAGCCUACAAGUUUGUCAUGUUGAGCUUGCACAGCACAUACGGAUGUCUCAGACAAUUAGCACUGGACACCUUCGCAAAUCUUUCCUGUGAGCUGGCACUUGACAGUGUCAAGGGUGUUGACUGUCGGCUAGUGCUGAACCUACUUAAUACUGCCCUGUUUUCUGAGGACAGGUUUUUCCUGGUCAGAGGUCUUGAGAUCUUAAGUAAAAUGAGCCAGGUGGCCAGCAGCGAGAGCAUCAUGGUGGAGCAUCUGAGAGAGGAUGUUUACAAGCGGCUGUUGGAUCUACUGACAGUGCAGGACAUUCAGCUGAUCGUCCACACGCUCGAGGCUCUCUACAAGCUGUCCAAGAUCGGGGAACCCUUCACCACGAGGAUAUCCCGGGUUCACAGAGCUAUUGAGACACUAGUAAGCUUGAUAACAAUUGAGGCACAGUCGUUUGGCCCUGGCUCUCUGGUGGGGAUCAAGGUUGUGGAGUAUGUUCCACCCACUCAUGUCAGCAGCGAGGAAGGGGAGAAUCCUCGGAGGCCCACCACAGUCAUUCAGUCCAUCAACCCAGACUCUGUCAAUAUCUACCAAGUGCCUGUCAACUCCCAGAGCCAGUUAAGUGGUGUACCAGACACUGGCGGGGGGAAGGGCCCAGGUGGAGGGGGAGAAACCCCAAAAGCAGCUGCAUCUGAUAAAGAAAAGGAAGCAGUCACAGAUAUUCAAGUCACAACUACCAGCUGGUUAAAUGCGACCUUUGAACUGAAGAAGAAGAGUAAGGUUAACCAGGUGGAGCUGUUUUCAGAAUACUUGCAGUUCUGCCGGAAGUUUGGGAUUAGCAACGCUUUGUCUUCAGCAGAUUUCUUACAGUUGGUCAAAGCAACAUUUAACCAGUGUGAAGUGCUGAGCAUUAACCGAAAAAAUGGAGACAGGGACGUCUAUUUUGAGGGGCUCUGCAAAAGGCCGGCCCAGAAGCCUUUUGCUGUAACGACUCUGCCACCAGAAAAAG